This is a messenger RNA of Malaya genurostris, 3896 nucleotides long. RefSeq names its product zinc finger protein 227-like. Gene Ontology annotation, molecular function: DNA-binding transcription factor activity, RNA polymerase II-specific; RNA polymerase II cis-regulatory region sequence-specific DNA binding. Gene Ontology annotation, biological process: regulation of DNA-templated transcription. The record is from RefSeq and is a predicted model, not a curated record. Lineage: Eukaryota; Metazoa; Arthropoda; Insecta; Diptera; Culicidae. The transcript is spliced from 2 exons. The coding region runs from base 1677 to 2984 and encodes 435 amino acids.
CACGUACGCCUCUAGUUGUGAAACACAACGUUAUAUCGCUUAUUCCCAGUGAAAUUUGUAGACCCGCAUAAGUCCGAUCAUCGGUCCGAUUAUCGGACCGAUUGAGCACGAUAUGGGGCCGAUUGUAGCGCUUCGAUCGGCCCGUCAUCGGACAAUUCUGCACCAUUUGCAUCAACCGCGUCGACCUAAAAUAGUUUUAUGUUUACAUUAUGUAUCGCUAUAGAAACAGAGCGAAGUAACAUCAAACAAGGCAUUUUCGAGCCGACGUAUCCCCGAUAGGGUGUGAAAUACAUUCUUUUGUUUCGAUCAUAGAGGCUUUAACCUUAAGGUCAUUUGCCUCUUAGGGCCAGAAAAACUCUGGCCCUAUGUUCGGAGUUGAAAAUCCAACCCCGAUAUAUCCCAUCCUCUGCGUAUCAGACAUCCGCUCUCUGCUUUGGUAUUUCUUCACUCUUUUGUUCUAUCGAUACACUAUGUAAGCUUGAAACGCAGUCAAAAGCUUUCUUGCACGAUGCGUCCGAUGCUCGGAUUUACUGGGUUAGAACGAAGUAUUUUUAAUUCAGCUGUUUUUCAAAGAAGGACGUAUCUUACAAAAGUAAACAAAUCGAGGUUCUCUCUCCUACCAAUAAAUGCUUCAAAAUCCUACAAUUUUGUCUAAAAAUUCGUAUUCUACAAAAAUCCCAAUCUUAGUAAUACAAAGAACUAUAAAAGACGAAACUGUCAUUCCAUCUGUUUACGCAAGUUUCGCCCUCCGUGUUCCAUGCCAACAAACAGGGCGAUACUUCAAUUGCUAGUAAGGAAGGGCGAAACUAUUUAUUUUCUUUAUUUUAGAUGGUUACCGAACCUUUUAUUACUGGAAAUAGUAAAAGAGACAAUAAAACUACUCACAGAUUUGUCUUAGUAGCGAAAACCAGCCAAUUUCAUGAAAAAUGCGCAAGGGCGUAUCUUUAUAAUUCACACAGCAAGUAUAAAAGUAAACAAAUCGAAAAAGGGCGAAACUCUUUUUAUGUUGAUUUAUUCAGUGGAUAUAGAAGGAAAGUGGUAACAUUUGCGUGCCUUUUGAAGAUAAACUAACAAUUCAUCGACUAAUCAUAAAUUGAUCAGAGAAUAUACGAUAAUUUCUAAACACGAUUUGAAACCAAAGUCGAAACAUUCAUCGAUGAUUUUCUCCAUUUGCUGUCAAUGUUAGAUUCGCCGUUCUUUGAAAAACAGCUGAAUUCGGAAAUUUGUUUUAUUACAAUCUCGUCUGGCAUCUCUGGUUGUUUUGUGUUGUUUUGAGUUUAGUAAAUUGAGUGGUAGGUAACUAAUUCAAAAGAAUAUAUUGCACAACAAAAACAACGACAGAUUAUUUCUCGAUCAACUUGAACUGCUAGGUUCUGACGAGUCGAAAACGAAACUCAAAGAAGAUAAUCAAAUCAUAUGCAGAAUAACGAUUGCUAGACACCGCAAAGCACUUCAAUGUGGGUAGAAAGUGUACGAUUGGAGUAACUGUAAUAUAAUUAUGCAAAGUUAAAUGAAAUCCUACCAUGCACAGGAAGUAACCAUACUACACGGUUUCGUUGCAAAAAACGAUAAACACGUUUGAAGUACAAUAACUGUAUUCAUAUAUCAGCAACCGAACGCUUAAAUGCACUCAAUGCUAACAUAAUUUUUAGAGUCUAUUAAAUCUCAUCAAACACAUGUCUGCUCAUACAGAUUAUUAUAAGUAUAAGUGUGAGGUGUGUGACAAAGGCUUUAACAAUCGUACAACGUUUAAGCAGCACGGAUACAUUCAUAAGGGUGAGACGCAUAAAUGUCCCAUAUGUGGCAGAGAGUUUGCCACAAAAUCUUACCUGACCACACACCGACAGAUUCACAAUGAUAAUUACAAACAUAAGUGUGUUGUGUGUGGCAAAGGAUUCACGUCCAAAGCACACAUGAAAGAUCACCAAAACAUCCAUACAGGUGAGCGACCUUAUCAAUGCAAUGUGUGCGAAACCGAUUUUGCCAGUAGACGUGUUUUCAACAAGCACAUGUCUAGACAUACAGAGGUAUAUAAGUGCGAUGUGUGUGGCAAAAGCUUUUACGACUCUUCAGCGUUGGGAGACCACGCACGCAUUCAUACAGGUGAGCGGCCCUUCAAAUGCAUCGUGUGUGAUAAAGAUUUCCGAGGCAAAUUACAUCUUGCGUUGCACAUGCAUCUUCACACGGGUGAAAGGCCGCACAAAUGCACUGAAUGCGAAAAGGAUUUUGCCACUAGAUCCUCACUUACCAAACACAUGCGUGUUCACGAGAGUUAUUACAGACAUAAGUGUGAUGUGUGUGGUCAAGUAUUUAAGGUCAGAUCACUCUUGAAAGAUUCAUUCAUUCACAAAUGUAAACGGCCUUACCAGUGUACCGUGUGUAACAAAAGAUUUCCUGACGAGGAGUGUUUAACGGCACACGUGUGUAUUAGUAAGCGUAACCGCUCGUACAAAUGCAGUAUUUGCGAAAGAAUAUUUAGAUCCAAAAACGGUUUAUGUAGUCACAUGAUAAAACACACAGGAAAUUACCGACACAAGUGUGACGUGUGUGGCAAAGGCUUUCUGUGUCUCACAGAGUUUACGGCCCACAAACGCAUUCAUACAGGUGAGCGGCCGUACAAAUGCACUGUAUGUGAAAAAACUUAUUCCAGUAAAACUGGUCUUACUGGGCACAUGUCUAUCCACACUGGUAAUUAUCGAUAUAAGUGUGAUGUGUGUGGCAAAGGCUUCAUCUGUCUUACUGAAUUCACGAUCCACAAGCGGGUCCAUACAGGUGAGCGGCCGUUCAAGUGCACUGUUUGCGGAAAAGAUUUUCUCAGGAAGAGUGCACUUAUUGGACACACUAGUAGAAAACAUACCGGCGUUUAUCAAUAUGAGUGUGAUGUGUGUGGCAAAGGUUUUUGGGACCGUUCAAACUUCAAGAGACACGAACGCAUUCAUACGGAUAAGGAAAAGGUUUUCGUUGCGACAUCUGUUUCCGAAUGAACGGAAUCAAGUUCAAUUAGGCAAGUUUAAAAUAAAAACAAUGUUGUGUAGGUGGCUCAGUUAAUUGCAUCAGUUCAUAAGAAAGGUGUCAGGAUAUGGUGUAAAAAUAUUCACACUACCAAGAGGCUGUGCAAUACAAGCUAACGACUGGACCAAACGUAAGCGAUAUGUUAGGAUGAAUAUAAUAGAUACAGUUCUUGAAAUCGAAAAAAAAAUCAGAGCACCCAACAGAUACUAGUACGCAUUUCUAAAGUACUUCAGAUCAAAGACGUUUGGUAAGAGGACGAAAUUACGAGGAACCAGAUAAUAUCUUAAAAUAAAUCAAAAAGGAAAGGCUAUUGAAUGGUUAUAAAUUACUCGAAAGAAAUUUAUGUUUUCACAGUUAAUCAUUUCCAAGUUGUUGCGAAUACGAGCGAUGUGAAGAUACUACGUCUAUUAUUUAGUUUCCUGUAUAUCUGCUAUCCUUAAGCUGUGAACUUGUGAACAUAUUUUUUGGGGGAGGAGCGAGUAGAAUUUUAAUGAACAAGUUUUUUUUCCUAACAGCAAUUAUUUCUAGCAGUACAUGUUGAGUGUGUCUUGCAAAAAAAUCCUUUAAUCCAGGACUCAGGUAAGUGCAGACUCAAUUGAAUUCCGAUGACUUAUUUCGUAUGUCCAGCAAAUCUUCCAAGGUAAUCGUUUCACCGACCUGCCCCGCUUCAAUCCAAUGACUGCAUCAAAUGGAUUCAAGCAUUACGAUGAAACUUCCUUACUAAUCUAAUCUUAAUCUUAUCACAAUUAGCCAUUUAUAACUGCGACAUUCUAGAUGAUAUCUAAAGAACCAAAAAAUAAGAAUAGACAUUUUGUAAUAUAUUUAAGUAUUGAAUUCUUUAUGCCCCGUUUACACUUCUGCUGGCUGCCAGCAUGCUGGUGUCA